Messenger RNA from Serendipita indica DSM 11827, 2910 nucleotides. The record is from the annotation of a GenBank genome assembly. Lineage: Eukaryota; Fungi; Basidiomycota; Agaricomycetes; Sebacinales; Serendipitaceae.
AUGGCGACGAUUACAGAAGGCGUUCUCAAAAGCGGAGAAAAGGUGUUUGUAAAUGACUACGUAUACGCGGCCGCAGCUUGGGAGAGGCGUGAUCCAGUCCCAUACUCCAUUGGCCGCAUAAUCGAGUUUAUCCCACCCGAGGACCCGGCAAAUGCACCCAUGGUCAGAAGCAAUGGUCGGCCAAAGGAAAUUGGUCUCCGAGUUCGUAUGGCGUGGUUCUAUCGUCCACAAGACGUGCAAGACAAGGGUGUUGGUGACCAUCGCCUGCUUCUCGCCGCUCUCUUCUCUGAGAUUGUACCCUUCUCCAAUGUUCGGGGCAAGUGCAUCGUUCGCCACAAAGACAAAAUCGCGGAUCUAGCAGCGUACAAGAAAAAGGAUGACCGAUUUUAUUUUCAUCAGCUAUUUGAUCCUUUCACCAAAGACCAAUAUGAAGUGAUACCCUCUACGGACAUUCAUAACCUCCCCAGCCAUAUCAAAGAGGUUCUAGUCUCACGUUACGAAUUUGUCGUAUGUGAACGCGAGGCAGUUCCAGACCUCCAGGACAAUCUUCGUCUCUGCGAAACAUGCGGAGACUGGUGCCCAGGCCCAGAAUCAGUGAUGUGUGAACUCUGCAAGAAGCACUAUCAUAUGGAAUGCGUCAAUCCCCCUCUCCUUGCCAAACCAAGUCGCGGUUAUGGAUGGUCUUGCGCAAGCUGCAACAACAAGCGAGACAGCAAUGAAGUUGAUGUGGGCACGAGUAAGAUCAGGCAAACUAGAGACUUGGCUCUCGCACUCGCAAAGGCUCGUGCAAAAUCGAAGCCCAGCCCAAAGUCGGAAGAGGAGCCUGAAAAGUUUUGGAAAGGCUGGAAUUUCCGCUAUUUCGGGCAAUAUACCGUUGCAGAGGAUACCUUGGAUCCGGACGAUAUGAUUUAUGUGCGAGCUCCCACGAGGAUAGGUCCAAAGUUUCAAGUCGUUCCACCACCCCUACCGGAGGGCCCAAACACCGACCCAGAGCUUCCUUCAAGAGGUGGAGACGACACUAUCGAGGUCAUGAGUCUGUUCUGUCGAAUGGAUGAAGCCUAUAGCACCGACGCGGAAAGAAGAAAGAGUAUACUCACUGCGAGAAGCGACCUACAAUGUGACAUCGACUGGCUUGAAGAGGUUGUUCGUCGGUUUACAGACGCAUGGCUGAAUAAGCAGUCUGUAUACUCAGUCAACAUGCGGAAGCCAAUGGUCAUCCGUGCGUUCAAGGAUGGCAAAGAGACACGUUACCGCGAUAGAGAAUGGAGCGAGGUCGAGGAGGCCAUCUUUGACGAGUCUGUCCGCAAGCACCACUCUGAACUCCGCCAUGUACGAGCCGAUAUCAAGACGAGGACAAUGCCAGAGGUGGUCCGCCAUUUCGGUCACUGGAAAGCUCGACAGCUCAAAUUGCAACGGCUCAUGCCUCCUCAAGAACCGACGCCUGCGGCAACGAGCGACGACAAUACUUCCAUCUACCAAAAGGGCGACCGCAGAGUGUUCACUUGUGCUGUUUGUCGCACCAAAGACUCCGAGACAUGGUGGAAGGCUCCACGUAAUCUUUCGACGAAUAGUAUGUGCGAUGAAUGCGGCACGCAAUGGCGCAAGUAUGCCAUCAAGUCCGUUCGAACAGAUAAGGAGCGCGAGGUUGCGCCUAAACCUCACUCUCAUGCAACUCCCGAGCCACCAACGACCCGAUCUGGCGCAGCGACGAACAAAGCAAUUGGGCUUGCAGCGGACAAAGCCAAACGAGAGUCCACUCCCCUCAAUGGUCCUUUGAACAAGAAGCUCCGGCUUGUGAGAAGACCGGGCCUCAAGGACAAGUCGUCAAAUGUAGCGUCUGCAGCUUCACUGUUCAUGCAGGCAAGUUGCGUUGGUGCACCUCUCGAGGAUGCAUUACCCAAUUGGAUGUGCGAUAUCUGCGCAAAUGAGCGAAACCCAGAAUCAAACUUGGACCCGAAAUGCGAGUUGUGUCCGCCGCAUCCAGCAGACCGCAAAAAAGGAGCUCGAGACUCUGCAUUCUUACGGGCUGCCAAGCCAACAGAGUUUCGUGGAUGGGUUCAUGUCUUGUGCUCGACAUUCACCAGCCAAUUGGAAUACGCCGACGCUCGGCGCAUGAGACUCGUCGAGGGGCUCAUUACCAUCCCUGAACGCAACUUUACACAGAAAUGUAGCUGCUGUGGAGGAGCGGAGGGCUGCGUCUCUCAAUGUGAUCAGUGUCUCACCACUUUUCAUCCGGUCUGUGCGUGGAAUCACGGAUAUAAGUUUGGCAUUGAAUUCACUCCGGUCAAGCCAAACCAGCGCAAAGAAUUCCCAACAGUCGAAUUCAGACAAGAGAUUGGCACGAUGAACGCCGUUAUCAUCUGCGAUAGCCAUGGAGGAAACAUGAACCCCAGUGGUAAGAAGAUAUACGACUUGUGCGACUUGGACGAGCGAGGAAGGACUGCACUUCAAGCCUUUACGGAGACGUACAAGCAAGCACAUAACAGUGAGAAGACGUAUGGUCUCCUUCGCAAAGCUCGUCGGUUGGAUGAUGUGGUUCCCGCUCCGCGAUUCGAUGCUGUGCCUACUUUGGAUCCUUCAUUGGUACUCUCCACAAAUAACCAAUGCGUUUUCUGCCACACGCUGUCAUCGCCAUUCUGGUGGCCCACAGACGCAGCACAUAUCGACCCUAUCCCAGAAGGACCAAAGGAAGGAAACGAGACACUCACCAAUGGUACGACGAGCCAUCCCGUAGAUGAACAUCCUCACGCCGAACAAGGAGAUGUGGCCAUGGACGAAGACGCGCCUGAACCGAAACCAGCCGAAGCGCCCAAGGUUCAAAAGAUAUGCCACGCUUGCUACUUCCAACAAUUGACCGCGAAAGCGCAACCCAUUGUCGUCGAUCUCAGUAGUCCCAUCAUCGUAUCCUAG